GAGGGCAUGUUCCAGAAGCACCUCCAACACAGGGUACCCCGCGAGGAGAACGUGGAAGGUCCUCGCAUCAACCUUACGUGGCGGUGGACGCUCAAGCACAAGCCGAGCUGCCCCGCGGGGCGCCAGCGCGCGGGGGAGGCCCGGACCGCGGGCACGGGCAGGGGCUGCCGCGGGCAGGCCUGCGGCGGCCGCGAGGGCAAGACGUGGGCCGACGUUGCGCACAAUGGCAGAGAGGACCUGCCGCUCCUCAGCAGUAAGCCAAAGGCGGCGCCCGCGCCGGCGGAGAGCUUCAGCAAGGCGCCGCCCCCCGGCGCCCCCGCCGGGGGGGCCGCCGAUGGCGAGGCGCUGGGCCGCAGCUUCAGCAAGGCACCGCCGCCCGCCGCCCCUGCCAAGGCGCCGCCGCCCGCCGCCCCCGGCGGAGGGGCCGACGCCGCCGGGGAGGGCGGCGCCCGAGGGAAAAGCAAGUGGGUGCUGCCGCAGCGCCCGGUGGCGAGCGCCAGCGCCCAGGGGUGA
Messenger RNA from Prorocentrum cordatum, 513 nucleotides. The record is from the annotation of a GenBank genome assembly. Lineage: Eukaryota; Dinophyceae; Prorocentrales; Prorocentraceae.